This is a messenger RNA of Colletotrichum phormii, 1251 nucleotides long. RefSeq lists its product as uncharacterized. The annotation marks the transcript as partial. Lineage: Eukaryota; Fungi; Ascomycota; Sordariomycetes; Glomerellales; Glomerellaceae. The transcript has a single exon. The record is from RefSeq and is a predicted model, not a curated record.
AUGAUGCUGGGCCCUCUUGGAGGUCCAAACUCACCGCCUCAAACCCCUACCUCCACCAUGCCAAUGGCGAACCGCAAGUUCGCUGCACGACACUUGCCGCAAUGGCAUCACCAAAUCAUACUCGAUGACUCCAGCAUUCAGCCUACUGGCAAUGGCCACGAAUUCAGCUUCACGCCUAAUCGCUUCGCUCACUUGUCGCCCCGCACCUCUUCCGAAGACUCCUCUGAGUCUGAUGAAGAGGAGGAAUCCGAGUCCGAACCCGAGUCUGAACAACGCCAGGUACUUCAAGCAAGACCUAAGGCCAACCACGACGAUGACGACGACGAAGAUGAGGACAGCGACGACGAAGACGAAGACGAAGAUUCAGACGACGAAGAAUCGGAAGACUCAGACGACGAUACGCCUAUGCGCUUUGCUCCUCCGGCCCCGAUGCCAGUAUCCAUAUCGGCUUCCAUGUUCGCUCAAAGGCCUGCGCCUAUGCCGGCCUCUCGUAUGGCUGUUGAUAGCAGUUCUGAAGAGGAAUCGGAUGAAGAGGAAGAUGAAGAUGAAGACGAAGACGAAGACGAUGAGUCCGACUCAGACUCGGAAUCAGAGUCUUUGGCUACGCCUCCCAUCCAAGAGAUUUGCCAAGAAACUCACAUUGUCACCGCCACUACCACAUCAACAGUCAAAGCGAAUUUCACGCUGGAAGAACUUUCCGACUUUGACCCAAUGGACCAAGACCGCAGCGGCACCAUUGCCCCCUCAGGCUUCUCCUCCCCAGCAUCUGCUCGCUCUCGAUCACGGGCACCACCACCCAGAGGGCUCCCUCUCGGCUUCACGCAGGAUAUGAGAAAUCUUGGUUUUGAUGAGAACAGCUCUGAAGGUUCGGAUAACGACUUGGAUGCCGAUGAGGCCCACCGCGAGUUCGUGCGCAUGCAACGGGAGCUGAAGAUGCGCAAGCGGCGGUCCCACGGAUCUAGCAUUGGCAAGCGCACCAUAUCGGAGCGUAGCGAUUCUGACCACGAAGAUAUGACACCCCUCGACGCAGACGAUGUCGGCUCCAGCGCCCGCAGACUCCGGCGACGCUACGGAGACAGCCACAGGCACAGCUUUAUCCUAUUCCAAGACCCACCCCCGCCUCGUAUCGACGAAGUCGAUGAGCCCGAGAGUGAGGUUGAAGGCACUUUUAUCUUUUGCGACAGCGGCACGCUGGCGCGAGAGCUUCCCUACUAUUCCAUCGAGAUCAUGGAGUACGAGAGUCCUAGCCCU